This is a messenger RNA of Ostreococcus lucimarinus CCE9901, 1605 nucleotides long. RefSeq lists its product with no specific name. Lineage: Eukaryota; Viridiplantae; Chlorophyta; Mamiellophyceae; Mamiellales; Bathycoccaceae. The record is from RefSeq and is a predicted model, not a curated record. Gene Ontology annotation, cellular component: endoplasmic reticulum; COPII-coated ER to Golgi transport vesicle. The transcript has a single exon. The coding region runs from base 1 to 1605 and encodes 534 amino acids.
AUGGUGGUUCGUCGAACGAGCACUGGCGCGACAUCGCUUCCCGGCGACUAUCCCGACGAUGGUCGCUGCGCCAACGCCCUUCGACGCCUUGACAUGUACGCCCACGCGCCGCCUGAAAUCUCAGGCUUCACCGAGCGCACGGUUGGAGGUGGUUUAUUCACAAUCGUCGUCUCGUUGAUCUUCAUCGCGCUGUUUACGAUGCAAGUCAGUGCGCUGUUCGCGGCGACGUACGUCACGGACAUCGUCGUCGAUCACACCGCGGACGCCAAGCUACGAGUGAACGUUCGCGUGGAUUUCCCAUUCGUCGAAUGCGAGUUCCUUCAUCUGGACGUGGUCGACGCCAUCGGCUCGCGAAAGACGAACAUAAGCGGUGAAAACGUCUACAAACAUCCGUUGAGCGGGCCUAUGAAGUACAUGAACAUUCAACACGCGGCGCCGGUGAACGCCGAGACGCUGGACGACGCGUUCGAGUACGGCACUACGACCGACUACGACCACUACGGCAACAAAAGAAUCGCAUUCGACAUCGCGGGGUUAGACAUGUUCGAGCACAUGGUUCGCGUUCAUCAUGGAUUACUCCUCGUGAACUUUCACGCGCCGUGGUGUUUGCACUGUCGGAAUUUCGCGCCGAUCUGGGAGCACGCGGCUGAGAUGGUGCGUCUCGAGUUGCGUCGCACCGGACGCUCCCGACUUUCGCUCGGCAUGGCCUCCGUGGACUGCUCGACGGAAAAGAACGACGAGUUGUGCUCGAAAUUGCACGUGCAAGCGUACCCAUCCGUGCGCGUCUAUCGCGCCGGGUCUUUGCAUCCUUCGAAAGAAAAUCAAACGUCGAUUGCAGAGUUACACCGCGAGGCUGAGAACAUUCAAUUCGAGGUGUAUCACGGCAAGCGCAGCGCUGAAGCGAUCGCGGCUUUCGCAGAUUCUCUGCUGAAAGAAAUCGAAGCCGCGACAGAGGACGGCAACGACGAGGCAUCGCCAAAGAAACGAGGCACGGUUUUUGGACACGAUGCCGAUGGUGACGGUCGGCACGAUUCCGUCGUGAGAACGCCUGGUUGCUCCGUGAAUGGUCAAUUCAACGUCAAUCGAGUGCCGGGAGCGUUUUAUUUUGUGCCUCGAUCGCGAUCGCACUCGCUCGCGGACGUGGACAUGACGCACGUCGUUCGACACUUAUCAUUCGGCGAGCACGUUCCAGGUAAACCCAGUUUCAUUCCACGACAUUUGCGCAAAGCUUGGAGCCUCAUUCCAGUGGACAUGGGAGGGAGAUUCGCAAAGAAAGACAACGGCGGCGGCGGCGCCCAGUUUGACGCGCGUGAAAAUCGAAGAACGGCUUUUGAACACUACAUGAAGGUGAUUCCACGCACGUUUGCGCCGAUUGACGGGGCACCGAUUCAGAUUUACGAGUACACAUUUUCGAGCAACCAUUUCGACGUGCACGGAAGCGCUGAAGAACGCGAGAUGAUAUAUUACGAUCGCGUGGAAGAGCAUGCGAUGGAUGAUGAAUUUCGCCGCCCUCGCGGUCCCGUGGUGAAGUUUUCGUACGACUUGUCGCCAAUGCAGGUAAAAAACUCAACUCGAAAAUUACAAAACACUAACCACGUUCGCUAA